AUGUUCAAUUUUAAAACUUUCAAACGUUUGCCUAUUGGUGGUUAUAUCUCAAAAACAUUAAGUAACAAUUGUAUUGCUCGUUAUAAUAAUAACUUUAAUUUUCUUGACCAAUGUAAACCUUUUAAUGGAUUUACGCGCGAAAUUCAUUCAGUCGAAAGUUAUUCGAAUUUUGGAAAUCAUAAACGGUUUGUUCAAACUCUUUAUGAGCGACCUUUAAAGAUUCACGGUAAUGGUGGUAAUGAAGUUAUGAUAGUUUCUAAAAAGAGGACGCGAACUCGUGAAUCCAAAUUUGCAAAACAUUCAACUAAGUUUGCUCAAACCCAACUUCCUAAAGAAAGUCCGCCCGAAUCAUCAAAUAAUGAGGUAUUCAAUAUUAACGCGGAAAUAAAAACCGUCAGUAGUGAUAAACCUUUGCCAGACGUGAUUUAUAAUUUGGAAUACAUACGAUCGACAUAUAAAGUAGAAGAAAUCAAAUCGAAACAAGAGAAUCAAUCAUGGAUUCAACAUCCUAAAUCUUUUCUUUCUGGUAUUUUGAAAGAUCAUGUUAAAGAGAAUUUUGGUUCUCUCAAUAAUCCAAUUCAUCGAUCAACUGUCAAAUUUGAGAUUAAAGGCAUUAAUAUUGAAGCACACGGUGAUGCAUCGACAAAGAAAGAAGCCGAGAGAUUAGCUUUUUUAAACGCCUGCUAUAUGAUUGAAGCUCAAGGUGCAAUACAAGAUGUGAUCACAGAAUCAAAAAAUGUGAGCCGACAAAAGAGUUCUGCAGAAAGCGCUAAGAAAUUUGUUACAGAAUAUUGUUCUCAGUUCAAUUUUAUUCCUAACUUUAGGAUUUAUGCCGCAGGACCUGAAAGUAAUAAAUCAUGGGAAUCCGUGGUUGAAUUUCCUGACCAAAAUUUAGUAGGUCGUGGUCGUGGAAAAUCAAGAAAGGAAGCAGAAGAUAAAGCAGCCGAACUUUUUAAAAAAAAUGCUGAAGAAUAUCAAUCCAUUCAUGGAACCGAAAAUUUGGAGAGUAUCAUUUCAGAGGAACAAGCAAAGAAUUUUACACAAUUUUACUGUAAACUUCGUCAAUUAAAAAAACCUAGAAUUGAACUUAAAAGUAUUGGUUUAAAUAGUGAGAAACAAUGGGUCGCUUCAAUUAUCGUUGAAAAUGAAAUCAUCGGUAAAGGUAAAAGAUCAAAUAAACAGGAGGCACAAAACAUUGCAUAUUUAUCUUCAGCCAUUAAUUUGCGUAAAGAUUCUCCUAGACUUUGGGAGAAAUUUCAGGUUAGAAAAGGUGAAAAAGGAACUAAGGAAAGACCAACACCGGUAGUGAAUGUUGAAAUGAGUGAUGAGACUUAUCAUUGCCUUGGUAGAUUGAUAUCAGAUGUGCGUGAUGCCAAUAUGUUUAACCAAGAAGAUAACUUUAUGUCAAGCAAAAAAUUAAAACAAAAUACUCAAAACAAACCUAAUUUAAACACAAGUAAAAGUAAAGAAAAAUUUACAACGAAACAACUCGAUGAAAAAUCUAAGAAAUUAUAUGAUGAUUUUCAAAAAUAUCUAGUUUCUAAAUCUUCACAAAAAAUUAGGAAUGAUCGAAGUCAACUUCCUAUUACUCAUUAUUCCAGUAUGAUAUUAGAUGCUGUCAAAAAUAAUCCUGUAACGGUUAUCGUUGGUUCAACUGGUUGUGGAAAAACGACCCAGUUGCCUCAACUUAUAUUUGAGAAAGCCAUAAUGGAACAUAAAGGUGCAAAUUGCAAUAUUAUAGUAACGCAACCACGAAGAAUAGCUGCCAUAUCUGUAGCUCAACGUGUUGCGCAAGAGCGUGCAGAAAAAUUAGGACAAACUAUAGGUUAUAACGUUAGAUUUGAUGUAGUUAAACCAAAUCCUGCGGGAAGUAUUUUAUAUUGUACUACUGGUAUAUUUCUUCGAAGAAUGCAAGAAGUGAAAAGUGGACGUGAUUCAUUGGAAGGAAUUUCUCAUAUAAUUGUGGAUGAAGUUCAUGAAAGAGAUAUGGAAACCGAUUUUAUGUUAGUAAUAUUGAAGCAACUUCUUCAAGAAAGGAAAAAGAAUAAUCAACCACUUGUUAAAUUGGUUCUUAUGAGUGCCACUAUAGAUACUGGUAUUUUUUCAGAAUAUUUUGGAGAAUUUUCUCCCAGUGGAAAAUGUCCAAUUGUCGAAGUACCAGGAAAAAUAUUUCCCGUAAAACAACACUUUUUAGAUGACAUUAUUAAAGAUCUCAAAAAAAUUUAUUUACCUUCCGACAUUCCGCAGCUUAACCAAAAGGAAACUAUAAAAUAUGUUGAACGUGAAUUUAAAUAUGUUCCAGAACCUGAAUUAUCAGAAUCAUCAGAAUCAACUGCAAUAGAAUUUACAACGAGUAAUGAUAAUAAUGAUAUCGAAAAUAAGAUCGACAAUUCAUUAAUAGAUAUAGAAAAAGAAGAUGCCGAAAUUCCUUAUAGUUUAAUUGCAUUAGUCAUCGCUCAUAUAAUUCGUACAACUAAUGAUGGUGCAAUCCUAGUUUUCUUAUCUGGAUUAGAUGAUAUUAAUUAUGUCAACCGCUUCCUUACUACUCCGCCAUAUCCGCUUGGGAUCGAUUUCACCGAUGAAACACGAUUUAAAUUACAUAUACUUCAUUCAUCACUUCCUUCAUUAUCUCAACAAGAAGUAUUCGACCCACUUCCAAAUCCCACAAUGCGUAAGAUUAUUUUAGCCACAAACAUUGCGGAAACUUCAAUCACUAUUAAAGAUGUGGUUUAUGUGAUUGAUUCAGGAAAAGUUAAGGAAAAUCGUUAUGAUCAAUCAAGAAGAAUGACAAGCUUAACCACUACAUGGAUAAGUACUUCAAAUGCUCGACAACGAUCAGGUAGAGCAGGUCGUGUUCGUGAAGGGGAAUAUUAUUCGAUGAUGUCACGUGAUAGAUAUGAGAAUCUUAAACCUUAUGCGACUCCAGAGAUUAUGCGUUCGGAUUUACAAGAAAUUUGUUUACAUAUUAAAGCUCUUCGGUUUUCAACUUCAAUUGGAGAUGUACUUUCACAGGCCAUUCAACCUCCAGAUCCAUCUAGUGUUCAAAUUGCUCUAGAGAACUUAAAAUCACUCCAAGCACUAGAUAAUGAUGAAGAGUUGACACCAUUAGGGAAGAUUUUAGCUACACUUCCAAUGGAACCAGGUUUUGGUAAAAUGGUAUUACUGGGUGCUAUUUUCCAAUGCCUAGAUCCGGUUUUAACAAUUGCCGCAUCAAUGGGGACAAAGAGUCCAUUCCAUUCCCCUCCAUACGCAAAAGCAAAGGCUGACGAAAUUCGAUUUCAAUGGUCUCAAGGAAUGUGUUCUGAUCAUAUGACGGUUUUAAAUGCAUUCAUAAGAUGGAGUGAAGUUCAAGCUAAUGAAAAAUAUAAAGAUGUCACCGAUUUUUGUAUGGAAAACUUUUUAAGUAGGAUAGAUAUGAAAACAAUUGAUCAGAUUAAAGUUCAAUUGUUAAAUCUUUUACAACGUUCUGGAGUUGUACCAUCAUUUUAUCAAAAACGAGGAUCAACUUAUGAUACUCAUACAUUGGGACCUCCUGAAUAUAAUGUUAAUUCUAAUUGUGUACCAUUGAUUCGUGCUCUAAUUUGUGCAGGUGUUUAUCCGAACUUAUCCGUUAAAGCUACUAAACAAGCACUUAGAACAAGACAGGAUCCUGUUACUUUGAUACAUCCUGCAUCUGUGAAUAGUAGAAAAGCUGUUAAGUUAUCAUCAAAUUUAGAUAGUCCAAUAGGUACACUUUAUGCGUUCUCUGAGAAGGUUAAGGCUACUGGAUCAUCGAUAUUUCUUCGUGGAACUACUCGGGUCGAUCCAUUAUCAGUAAUUUUAUUCGGAGGAGCCGUUGAAACUAAGAGAGAAAAUGAUACUCUUAAUCUUGUUGUUGAUGAUUGGAUUAAAUUUAAAGGUGAUGAAUACGCACUUAAUUUGACGGUUUAUUUGAAAAAUUAUUUAGAACAAUGCUUAACUCAAGUAUUUGAAAGACUGGAGGUGUCACAUUCAAAUGUUCGUAGAGGUGGUAAAUUAGCGGGACAAUUGAGACGUGAAGAUGAAAUGGUAAAAAAUAGACUUGUUCAAGGUUUAGCAGAAGUUUUAGAGUCGGCGGAACAGGAUCAAUUAGAAAUUCAAAGACAUCAAGCUAGGGAGAACGAAAGAUUUGGGCGAAGACCAAGGAAGAUACUUAGAGUCGUCUAA
Molecule: messenger RNA, 4185 nt
Organism: Diversispora eburnea
Lineage: Eukaryota; Fungi; Glomeromycota; Glomeromycetes; Diversisporales; Diversisporaceae
Source: the annotation of a GenBank genome assembly